Messenger RNA from Papaver somniferum (opium poppy), 692 nucleotides. RefSeq names its product UMP-CMP kinase 4-like. NCBI's taxonomy places the organism in Eukaryota, Viridiplantae, Streptophyta, Magnoliopsida, Ranunculales, Papaveraceae. Gene Ontology annotation, biological process: CDP biosynthetic process; UDP biosynthetic process. The record is from RefSeq and is a predicted model, not a curated record. The coding region runs from base 204 to 692 and encodes 162 amino acids. The transcript has 5 exons. Gene Ontology annotation, molecular function: UMP kinase activity; ATP binding. Gene Ontology annotation, cellular component: nucleus; cytoplasm.
CAAGAAAAUUGUGAAGAUAUCGUGUUUUCCAGAAACAGAAAUACUGAAACAAACUAAAGAAUUGUAUAAGAUCUACUCUCUUUUUGCUCCUCAACUCUUCUCAAAAAAUAAAAAUAAAAUUAGGGUUCUAUAGAAACUAAAAGUGGGUUUUCUCUGUUUCAUCUCAUUGCAACUCUCAGCAGUCCUUGUUAUUGUUAGGGGGUAUGGCGACUGGUAGCAUGAAAUCAAAGCAGGAGAAGCGUAGAAGCAGCUUAUCAGAUGAUGAACUUAUAAUCUUCGUCUUGGGGGGUCCUGGUAGUGGAAAGGGGACACAGUGCAAGAUGAUUGCCCAAAGGGAUGAUCAGUUCUGCCAUCUUAGCGUUGGAGAUCUUCUUAGGCUAGAACAGGAAUCAGGUUCCAAGCAUGGUACCAUGAUUAAGAACUAUAUCAAGGAGGCAAAGCUCGUCCCUUCAGAGAUUGUGGUUGACCUCAUACUACAGGCCAUGAAGAGAAGUGGCAAGAAAAAGUUUCUAAUUGAUGGGUUCCCUCGCAACGAAGAAAAUCGUGUUGAGUUUUAUUCUGCUUGUCAACUAAAGCCAAAAUUUGUGCUUUAUCUAUCUUGUUCCAAAGAGGUCAUGGUGCAACGUCUUCUUUGUAGACAACAGGUUAGAAGGAUCCAUGCAGCUUCUGUUUCCUUGAUUCAUUUGUUUUAA